UUGACUCCCUGCUCCCUGUUAGCACAGCUCGGCCAAAACAACAGCCCGUCGCCCGACGCUUUCUAUUUCCUGUUAGCAUUUACAGCAUAGUCACCGACUAACUAAACGCGUAAAAUGUUAAACUAACGAAAACUUUUAUCUUUCGUUGAUGUUAUCUGUGUUUUGGCGUUAGCGUGCACUGAAGGCAAAGCUAAUCGGAGCUGCUGUCGCGCCGUUAGCCGCCAAGUUGAUAGCUAACCGUAGCUAACAUCGGCGAUCCAGCAGGGAAAGAUGGGGUCCAUCCUGAGUCGCAGAAUCGCUGGUGUUGAGGAUAUCGAUAUCCAGGCCAACUCGGCCUAUCGAUUUCCACCUAAAUCUGGGAAUUAUUUUGCGAGCCACUUCUUCAUGGGGGGAGAGAAAUUCGACACACCACAUCCAGAGGGAUACCUUUUUGGAGAAAACAUGGACCUGAAUUUCCUUGGAAAUAGGCCAGUGCAGUUUCCAUAUGUGACACCUGCACCCCACGAGCCUGUGAAAACCCUGAGGAGUCUGGUCAACAUUAGAAAGGACUCCUUGCGUUUGGUCAGGUAUAAAGAUGACUCUGACACACCGGUGGAGGAUGGUGAAAAACCAAAGGUCCAGUAUGGAGUGGAGUUCACCUUUGAUGCUGAUGCUCGGGUGGCCAUCACCCUUUACUGCCAGGCGUUUGAGGAGUUCUCCAAUGGGAUGGCAGUGUACAGUCCAAAGGAUCCAUCAAUGGUCUCUGAAACUGUGCAUUACAAGCGAGGGGUGAGCCAACAGUUCUCCAUGCCAUCUUUCAAAAUAGAUUUCAGCGAGUGGAAAGAGGAAGAUCUGAACUUUGACCUUGACCGAGGAGUGUUUCCCAUGGUUAUCCAGGCUGUGGUUGAUGAAGGAGAUGAUUGCCUUGGACAUGCUCAUGUACUUUUGGCAGCAUUUGAAAGACACGUUGAUGGCAGUUUCUCGGUCAAACCUCUGAAGCAGAAACAAAUUGUGGACCGUGUGAGCUACCUCUUACAGGAGAUCUAUGGGAUUGAAAACAAAAACAACCAAGAAACCAAGCCCUCCGAUGAUGAGAACAGUGACAACAGCAACGAAUGUGUUGUGUGUCUGUCAGACCUGCGAGACACACUAAUCCUGCCCUGCAGACAUCUGUGUCUGUGCAACUCCUGUGCGGACACUCUUCGUUACCAGGCCAACAACUGUCCCAUCUGCAGGCUGCCCUUUAGAGCCCUCCUGCAGAUCAGAGCUGUGAGGAAAAAGCCUGGAGCUCUUUCUCCUGUGUCCUUCAGCCCUGUUCUGGCUCAGACUAUGGACCAUGACGAGCACUCAGGCACAGACUCGGUUCCUCCCGGCUUCGAGCCCAUCUCGCUGUUAGAGGCUCUGAAUGGUCUGCGGUCUGUGUCUCCUGCCAUCCCAUCUGCCCCCCUGUAUGAUGAAAUCAACUUCUCGGGGGGUCUGGGUGGAGACAGCAGACAACUGAGCUCCCCGGAGCAUUUGAGUGAUGGGAGUCUGCAGAAAAGCAAAGUCAGCAAGUCACCUGACAGCACCCUUAGGUCUCCAUCCUCUCCCAUCCAGGAGGAGGAUGAGGAGAAGCUGUCCGAGAUGUCUGAUGCUCAGCCACACACGCUGCUCUCCAGCAGCCCCGCCCCCACAGACGCCACAGCGACCGAGGAUGUGGCAGAGUCCCUGUCUCCAGAUGAUGAGGACAGGAUGCAUUCUGGAGGAGACAUCCUGCAGGACUGCAGCAGCGAACACAGCAGCUUGACCAAAACAGAGAGCGACCCACCGGGCGACUUGUCUCUGCCGGCUCUAGGUCCUGAUUCCUGCUCUAUUGGUAUGGAGGAGUAACUGUGGUUCAUCCGAGUCAACGGAAAGCCUGAAAAGUCAGAGCACAAACUGUUCCAGCCAGCCUCUCCUGUGUCCCACGAGCAGCCUUCACAUGGAAGAUGAGCAUCUCAACCCCUGACUCAGAUUCAGCCUUUUCCUUCCCUUCCAUCAGAACUGAUUUAUGCUUUACAACGAUCAUCCAAGUCCCUCUGUUCUUUUUGCCCCCCCCCCCAGCCCAGUCUUCUGCUUCUGUGAUCAGAGUCGACAAAAGGCCCUGACAGGAAGUUCACCAGGAUGAGGGAGGACUCUGUUUAUCCCAUUAAUGCCUCUGACAUUAGAAAAGAAAUUUGACCCAUGCAAAGAUGCUGUUGGUACCUUACUCUAUGACUGAUGUUUAAAAAAAAAAAGAAAAAAAGAAAAGGUAUUGAUUUCUGAAAACAUUUCAUUAACUGUCAGAUGAUGUUCCGUUGUUUGUCUUGGCCAAAGUUGUGGACUAGUAAUGUGGACUCCGGAGAUAUUUCACUACCUGUCAUGGUGGUGCUUUUAAGCACACUUUAAAUUAACUCUGUAUGGAUUUCUUGACACUAAAUUCAAAAGAAAACAUAAAUACAGUUUGUGUUUAGAUAUUGUAUUCAUUAGUGAAAUUCAUUAAUGACUUGAUAACUUGUUUUUCCAGUCAGGUUGAGCAUUUUCAUUUAUGAGCAGAGAUUUGAAAACAUAUUACUUAUGUGUUUGUGUGUCCAUUUGAAGUGAUUUUUGCACUGGUUUAUAAUCCAUUCCUUAUAACAAGAGUUUAUGAAGACAUCAGUUUAAGUUGUCUGCAGUCUUAAACAUCUACAUGUCCGUUAUUUUUUUUUAUUAUUAUUUCAAAUGAUGUGAUAUCUAUGUAUUAUAACUGUACUAGAAUCCUGUGUAGUAACUUCCAAAAUUGUAUACUUGCACAUUAUAGAAAAAAAACCCUGAUAUUGAAGUAAUGGGACUAGAAUCAGUUAACAUGCACAUAUUUAAGACUUUGAUAAUCAGUAAGAGCUACAGAUUCACAUCCUAACAGCUGAACUCAAAGACGGUUAAAGCCUGCAACAAGCCUAGAUGCUCCAGCUACAUGUAUGCUGACUGACUCAGUAUGGCACAGUAAGUGGUGCUUGUCAUAGAUGUGGCUCAUCUCUGUACAGUCUUUAUUUUUGUGGCAGUGCCGGUGUCUGCUUAUGUAAUGUAGCUGCAAAAAAAACAACAAAAAAAAAAACGGAGGUCGGGGUGUUUAUGUGGCUGCAACGUCUUUUACGUACCUUGGUCCUGUAUGUGUAGCGCCAUGCAUAUAGAUCUAUGUGCCUUGAAUUGAUAUGGCUGCCUGCUUGUUGCAUUGGACAUUAGUGUUCUUCGAAAUGCUACAGCACACAACGGUCUUCAGCCCGCGGACAGGAUUUUUGAUGCUGAUGUACAGAGUCUUUUUUUUUUUCUAUCGCAAACUUCAUGCCACUGGAAAAAUAUAUCUUGUUAUUGAGCAAUAUUAAAUCAAGCUGUUCAUUUACUAUGUUAUGACCAUUUAUCAAUUAUGCAUAUAAUCUUAGUAUUUAGGUUCAAGUGGAUUCUCUUAAUGUACGUUUGGCUAGAAAGGAAAACAUCCAAUGCGAUAGAUUCAAACAUUGCAUUUUAAUAAUUGGGCUAGCAUUUGCAUGUGAAUUCGUAGACGCUUAAACCUCUCACGGCUUUUAAGUAUGGUGGUUAUUUUUGUCUUUCCCCCCUCCUCUUCUGUGCCAUUUCAACUUGACACUGUGCCUUCCUGUUCUUGUUCUGACCACUAUUGACCUGGUAUCCAGGAUAACGCCACAGUAGGUGGUCCAUGGCUCUCUGUAAAAUCAAUACCUGUCUUUCCUCGUGUGUAUAGCAGCAUGUGUAUAACAAUAAAGAACAAAGACUCAGUACUUCAACUACCA
Molecule: messenger RNA, 3761 nt
Organism: Seriola aureovittata
Lineage: Eukaryota; Metazoa; Chordata; Actinopteri; Carangiformes; Carangidae
Gene: mgrn1b
Product: mahogunin, ring finger 1b
Exons: 17
Coding region: 271-1848 (525 amino acids)
Biological process (GO): negative regulation of G protein-coupled receptor signaling pathway; protein ubiquitination; endosome to lysosome transport
Cellular component (GO): nucleus; cytoplasm; early endosome
Molecular function (GO): ubiquitin protein ligase activity
Source: RefSeq, a predicted model, not a curated record